AUGGCUAAAAACAAUAAGCAUGCCAAAGUGAAGCUGUUUAAAUAUAAAACAGCAUUAUGUCAAUACUACGUCAAUAAUAAGGAGUGUCCCUUCACAGAUCAUUGUGCAUUUGCCCACGGUGACCACGAACUACACGAUGAGGAGAAUAAUAUUUAUAGGCUCAACGCAAUUGGGAAAAAACGUUUAAGCAGCUUUUCUGAUAUUUUAGAAACGUUUAACUCUCCCACUGCGGCAUUUCCACCUUCUUUAGAUCCCUUGAAGUCCCCUGUAACGGACCAGCCGUCCUCCGAGAAGGCCUCACCCGUGACUCCGUCCGACACGUCCAUCCCUCCUCCCGCUAUUGUGAAGCUGAACCCGGGCUUUGAAUGCCGCGCCCUGCCCAACAGGAGCCUGGACCGCACCAAAGGCGACGCGUACUUCCAACAGCACUUUUGCCUGUCCUGUCAGAGAGAACAGCUGCAGGUGUACCGCCACAACCCCUACUGCGUCUGCGGGCAGAUGAUCUACUGA
Molecule: messenger RNA, 510 nt
Organism: Phytomonas sp. Hart1
Lineage: Eukaryota; Euglenozoa; Kinetoplastea; Trypanosomatida; Trypanosomatidae
Source: the annotation of a GenBank genome assembly